GGGAAUGAGAGGGAGAAACGCAAUGAAAAGACGAGACGAGAGCAGAGGAGCGUCGGAGCCGAGGAACGCGCCGGAGGACACGACUGAGACGCAAAGUUAGCACGAUGGAGCUUCUCGUUCCGAUCGUCCAGCUGCUGACCGCCUUCAUCUUCCUCCACAGCCUCCCCGUGUGCGCUCACCUGAGAAUGAAAGCCCAUGCCGAGGAGAGGCUGCUCAAGAACCUGUUUGUGGCGUACAACAAGCUGUCCCGACCCGUGGCCAACAUCUCGGACGUGGUCCUGGUCCGCUUUGGAUUGUCCAUUGCUCAGCUCAUCGAUGUGGAUGAAAAGAACCAGAUGAUGACGACGAACGUCUGGGUCAAGCAGGAAUGGUAUGACUACAAACUCCAGUGGAACCCCUUGGAAUACGAAAAUGUGACUUCCAUCAGAAUUCCGUCUGAGCUCAUCUGGAGGCCUGACAUUGUCCUCUACAACAAUGCAGAUGGCGACUUUGCCGUGACACACCUGACGAAAGCUCACCUCUUCUAUGAUGGACGCAUCAAAUGGACGCCGCCGGCCAUCUACAAGAGCUCUUGUAGCAUCGACGUCACCUUUUUCCCAUUUGAUCAGCAAAACUGCACCAUGAAAUUUGGCUCCUGGACAUAUGACAAGGCGAAAAUCGAUCUGGUCAGCAUGGCCAACCACGUGGACCAGAUGGACUACUGGGAAAGUGGCGAAUGGGUGAUCAUCAACGCAGUGGGCAGAUACAACAUCAAAAAGUACGAGUGCUGCACAGAAAUCUACCCGGACAUCACGUAUUACUUCAUCAUCCGACGCCUGCCACUCUUCUACACCAUUAAUCUGAUCAUCCCGUGUCUUUUAAUCUCCUGCUUGACCGUGUUGGUGUUCUACCUGCCUUCGGAGUGCGGCGAGAAGAUCACGUUGUGUAUUUCCGUUCUGCUCUCCCUCACUGUGUUUCUUUUGCUCAUCACUGAAAUCAUCCCAUCCACCUCCCUGGUUAUUCCACUGAUCGGGGAGUAUCUGCUGUUCACCAUGAUUUUUGUCACCCUCUCAAUUAUUAUCACAGUUUUCGUUCUCAAUGUUCAUCACCGUUCUCCUCGUACUCACACCAUGCCAGCUUGGGUAAGGAAGGUUUUUCUGGAUGUUGUGCCCCGCUUCUUGUUCAUGAAAAGGCCACCGACGGUCAAGGAGAACUGUAAGAGACUUAUCGCAUCCCUGCACAAAAAGGCGACUUCGCCGGCAUUUUGGUCAGAAAUCGAAGUGGAGCGCCCCGUGCCCACCACACCUCCAGGAAGCCAAGGAAGCAAUAAAGUCUGCCCGUCUUCACCUUCAGAUCAUGUGCUAGAGGAAUUGCCCACCACACCUCAAAUUCUUUGCAAGUCCCCCUCAAGUCAAUACUCGAUUCUGCUGGAAGAGCCGGGACAGGUAGAAAAGCCAGCCUCCCCUUCAUCUCCGCAGCACCUCGAGGAACCCCAGUCUGUCCCAAAGGCCAGGUCCCUAAGUUUCCAGUACAGUCUUCAGGACAACGACACCCCUCCCACCGUCCCCCGCUGCCGAUCCCGAAGCAUCCAAUACUAUUACCUGAACGAGGAGACGGUGCCAAGCAGCAGCAGCAGCAGGUCAGCCACAUUCCAGCAGCAGAUCUUGAAGGAAGAAACGGCCAUCGCGAGUGACGGCAAAUGUCAGUGCAAAAAGCUUCCUGAAAGUCGACCGGCAAAAAUCAGCAACGUGAAACAUCACCACCAGCAUCACCAGCGGCAGCGACUGAGGGUGCUGUCGCCCUCCAUGAAACUGGCCAUUGAAGGGGUGCAGUACAUCGCAGACCACCUCAAGGCUGAGGACGCCAACUUUUCGGUGAAGGAGGACUGGAAGUACGUGGCCAUGGUGAUCGACAGGAUCUUUCUGUGGAUGUUUGUCUUGGUUUGUAUUCUGGGGACAGUGGGACUCUUCCUCCCCCCUUGGCUGGCAGGGAUGAUCUAAUAGUUUUCCUCUGCUAGUG
Messenger RNA from Polypterus senegalus (gray bichir), 1998 nucleotides. Its product is annotated as neuronal acetylcholine receptor subunit alpha-4. NCBI's taxonomy places the organism in Eukaryota, Metazoa, Chordata, Cladistia, Polypteriformes, Polypteridae. The coding region runs from base 105 to 1979 and encodes 624 amino acids. Gene Ontology annotation, cellular component: postsynaptic membrane; synapse; neuron projection. Gene Ontology annotation, molecular function: acetylcholine-gated monoatomic cation-selective channel activity; transmembrane signaling receptor activity. The record is from RefSeq and is a predicted model, not a curated record. The transcript has 6 exons. Gene Ontology annotation, biological process: monoatomic ion transmembrane transport; regulation of membrane potential; signal transduction.